This is a messenger RNA of Prorocentrum cordatum, 1586 nucleotides long. The record is from the annotation of a GenBank genome assembly. Lineage: Eukaryota; Dinophyceae; Prorocentrales; Prorocentraceae.
CGUCGGGGCUCUCCGCGCCCCCCUACGUAAGCACAUCCCUGUACACUUCUCGUCUCGGGCCGUGGAAUGCGCGUGGCCCCGGACGACUUGCUGCUCGUCCCAAGCUGGGCAGUCGUGCUCGAGCGACCGCGAGUCCUUCUUCUGCGAGACCUCCCCCGAGGCCGAGGGCCGUGGUCUUCUCAUCAGCGGCGGCUCCUUCGCACGAGGGCGCUCGCGGGCCUCCACGCCAGCGUCUGGGAACGGUGGGGCACUCCGCGCAGCCUGGCAGACGAGGCGCUCCCAUGGGCUCCGCUGGGAACGGGCUUCGCGCGACGAGGAGGGGCUGCAAGCGCCGCAACAAAGGGCGAGCAGAAGGCGGCGAAGGGCCUGUCGGUCAAGGACAAACGACUGCGCGAGCUCUUGGCUCUCACACUCGAGCAGACUUUGGGCAACACCCAGAAGGUGCGCAUGACAGAGGGCAUCCUGCUAGACACAACCAUGUCCCCGAAGAGCCACAAGCUGGUGCAGGCGACGCAGGAGGAGCAGGGGGCCUUCGCGCAGCGAGUGGGCUCCUGCCGCAAGGCAGAGAUCGACAACCCCGUGCUGGAGCCGCUCGGGCCGCCUCACGCCAUGAUAUUCGCGGCCCUGGUCGAGACGGCCGCCGCGCUGGAGGCCUGCGGCGGCGAGAACCAGAAGAGCAUGCUCAAGCCCUCGGAGAACAUCAUCGCGUGCGGGAAGGCCGAGGACGCGGAGCAGCUCGCGCGCAUGUGCCGCCCCCAAGAGACGACGCAGGACGACCAGACGAAUGUCGUGCUGGCGGUGCAGAUGUCGGUCGACUGGAGGUGCGCGCUGAUCGACGGGCUGCGCCAGGCAGGUCGACGACGCCUCCGAGGCGCGGCACCAGCGGGUCGCAUGGAGGAGGAGCUUCAGGAGUGGACGGAGUGGCUUGAGGCAAACUUGAUUGCGUAAGACCCGCCGCCGGCGUCCACAGCUUGGACCGUCUUUGACCUAGAGGUGUCGCGACUGGCAUUGAUGGCCUUGUCUUUUCAAUGGGCGAGUUUCUUCAGCAUCGCAUUCGCCAGCGUGGGUGAGCUAAGUCAGCACUAAGCGUCUAAUGCGAAAAUUAAUGAGUGGACCAGCCCCCCUUCAUGAUGAUGUAUUUCUUGACGGUUCAACCCCCGUUUUGCUUUGAUAUGCAGCCAUGUCUCGUGUCCACUGGGUCGGAACCUUCAACCGCGACGAUCGUCGUUCAGCUGACUCCGAGCUAGCGAGUCGACGUGAGUGAGUGAUGCGCUUCGCUUUCGUUGCGUCGUGCCCUAAACAGCUUUCUGUUCUCUCGCCCCGCGUGGGCUGCCCCGCUUUUCUCCGCCCCCUCGCCCCCCCCCGUCCGUCCUCGGCCAUGUCGUGUCUCUGUUGCUGUCUGGGUCUGCGGCGGCGCGCCCCGCAGAUCGCGCCUGUGCUGGGCGACUCCCUUUUGCCCCUUUUUUGUGUUUGGCCGCUGACCGCACCCGUGUUGGUCUCGGCGGUGCAGAUCUGCGUUCGAAGCGGGCAGAGGGCCCCCGUGCUGGCUCCCGAAGUCCCCCUCCCACUGGGCCCCGAUUCUGUCA